This is a messenger RNA of Diachasmimorpha longicaudata, 1707 nucleotides long. RefSeq names its product sodium/potassium-transporting ATPase subunit beta-1-like. Gene Ontology annotation, biological process: sodium ion export across plasma membrane; intracellular potassium ion homeostasis; potassium ion import across plasma membrane. Bases 235 to 1257 code for a protein of 340 amino acids. The record is from RefSeq and is a predicted model, not a curated record. The transcript is spliced from 7 exons. Gene Ontology annotation, cellular component: sodium:potassium-exchanging ATPase complex. NCBI's taxonomy places the organism in Eukaryota, Metazoa, Arthropoda, Insecta, Hymenoptera, Braconidae. Gene Ontology annotation, molecular function: ATPase activator activity.
AUUGUGUCACCAGUCUGCGUUCGGCAUCAGUCGCCUCUACCUCGGCUCCAAGUUCUCCUCAUUCAUUAACUCGAAAAUUAAAAAUUUCUCCCCAACUUGGUUCACUUUUGAAUCCCAUUCCUCUCCAUAAAUGUCCCGUAAAACUGGGAAGCAAGUGAAAGCGAGUUCAUGAGGACGAAACAUCUUCGUCGAUUUCGCCGAUAUACCGUAAUACAAUAAGGAAAUAAAUAAAUAAUGAGUGAGACGAUAAAACCUGCGGAGAAUGGCACUAAUGAGCCUGAUCAGUACAUGCGAAAACCUUCUACGAAGACAAAGUGGCAAGCCUUCAGGGAUUUCCUCUACAACCCUUCCAAGGGUAAAGUCCUAGGGAAAACAGGAAAACAGUGGGGCAUAACAGGACUAUUCUAUCUUUUUUUCUUCACUGGAUUAGCAAUAUUAUGUGCCAUUUGUUAUAAGGGGCUGGAUGCAUCAUUAUCCAAAGAGGAACCAAGAUGGAAAUUAGGCAGCAGUUUGAUAGGAACAAGUCCAGGUUUAGGGUUUCGACCUUUAUCUGACCACACUGAGGCAGGUUCUAUCAUCGCAUAUAAUGCUGCUAAUACAACGCAAGUUGACAUUUGGGUUGGACGGCUCAAUAAAUUCCUUGAAAAUUACUUGCACACAUCGCAAUCACCAGCUGCCCGACCAAACCAACAGCCAUGCAGCCACGAUUUUCAUAAUCGUACGAAAGGCAAAGUCUGCGCUGUUGACAUUGAUAACUGGGGUCCUUGCUCACCGAAAGAGGCAUUUGGAUUUCGCAAUUCAUCUCCCUGUGUUUUCAUCAAGUUGAACAGGAUAUAUGACUGGAUACCAGACUAUUACAAUGAUUCGGAUAAUCUACCAGAAGACAUGCCUGAAAGUCUAGUGAACCAUAUCAAGAGUGUCAGGGGCAAAGAGCUGAAUACAGUCUGGGUCUCUUGUAAUGGAAGUCGUGGCAUUGACAGAGAGCUUCUCAAAGAUAGGAUUGAGUACUUGCCUCGAGGGCCUCAAGGAUUUCCAGGAUACUAUUAUCCUUACACAAAUACACCGGGAUACCUAAGUCCUCUGGUGGCUGUCCACUUCCUUCGGCCAGAAGUGAAUCAGCUGAUUUUUGUGGAGUGUCGUGCUUGGGCGAAAAACAUAAAAUACGAUAGGAAGGAAAAACUUGGAAUGGUUUCGUUUGAGCUACAAAUCGAUGAUAGACCAAAGCCAACAUUAAAACCUGCCCCAGUAGAUUUAUAAUAAUGAUAUGUUUGUAAUGACGAUUGUUAUGUCGAUGAGUAUUUACUCACCAUUGUGGCUUAAAGCAUUGCCUUAUUACCAAGUAAAUUCAGUACACUUAAUCUAUGUACUUACGACGAGAUAAGUAUGCUUAUCAAUCGAGUUCAAACUGUGUGUACUGUAAUGUGGAAAGUAACUGUUAGUCAUGAAUUUUAUGAGAAAUAUCACGUUGUAUUUUUCAAUAUUUUUUAUUAAUGACGAUUGACCGUGCUAUUUCUGUUAAUACGUAUUUCAUAAUUUUACCAGUGUUCAUAUUAAUUCUAAUUAUUCGUAAGUUAUUUGAGGAAAGUUGUUUCUGUUAAUUUUAAAAUGAUAGAUUGAAUUCACUGUUUAUUUAAGUAUAUGACGAAUGAUUAAUGACUGUAAUGUAAUAAUAAAUUUUAGAUUUAUUCGAUUCAAUUACAACAAUAA